AUGGUCUCAUCGUCGUCGCGAGCCCAUCUAGAUAGCCGCGGUCCUGAGACAUGGUCCAACCUCGUCGGUGGGGUCGCUGCUACCGCGCCGCCACCAGUCGCGACAAAGUCGCGUGCGCACCACGCCGCCGACCAACAGCAUGACAAGAACGCACAUGCACUGUUCCUGUCUACAGCCACGGAUGAGCGAUUCUCCCAGAGCGACCCACGAUCCGCCGAGGGAUCCCAGGCCUCUAACGCCACUAGCGUGUCUGACCAAGUCUUCACGCCCGCCCUCAGCGACCACGACCACGACCACGACUACAACGAUACUCUGCAGCACAGCAGCUAUGCCAUGACUGGCCAGUACAGCCAGCUGCGACAGCUGUCGGCCAUUGCUGCCGCCCAGGACAGGAUGAAGACGGACGCGGCCGAUGUGCCUACCGCGUCGCGGAAACGGAUGGCCGACGGCGAGGUCAAGAGCCCUGUCAGAACACACUCGAGGAACACGAGUACCAUGAGCAUGGCCUCUACCACCAGCACCAUUGGAGACCUUUCCCAUGAUCUUCGAACGCGCUUGUCCUACGCCAUGGUCAAGGUCAACAAUGGAUGGCAAUCCCACAACCUAGACCAGGUAGAGGAACUCGCGUCGCAGGCCGCCUCCCCGACGUCCAGCGCAUCGACAACCACGCGCCACAGCAAACGCUCUUCCUCUGUCAGUCCCCAACUGUCAGGUGGCUCAUUGGCCCAUGCUGCCUUGUCCAACGGCCUAGCCGCUGCACGUACUGUGUCCAACUCGCCGCCCGCUUCUGCUUCUUCCUUAGCCGGCCGGCCAACUCUUGCGCCUCCUGCUCCUAUUCGACCAUCUGCGGGUCUCGGGGCCACUGCUCCGAAGUCCAAUGCACGCCGCAACUCGAACCCGACCUACACGCCUACUCUGCUCUCGCGCUCACAGUCCGCCUCCAACUCAACACCCGGAAACCACUUGCAUCAACGAGGGCCGCCAGAGAACCUAUUGCACUCACCACAUCAGAAUGUCAGGGAGCAGGACGCCAUCGAGUCUCUGCUGUUCAUGAGCAGCCCCAACAACUCGGCCAACGUCAAGCACUCCUUCUCUCCUACGACGUCGCCAGACCCGAGCUCGUCCCAACCCGCACUAACUCGCAGUGCAGCCAGACAUGCCCUACCAGGCGCUCGCAAAGCCCUACCAAGUCAGCGGCCUUCCGCGUCGGCAUCGGCGUCGGCCUCUAAGAGGGUCGACUUUAGUGUCAUGCCGACCAUGGCCCCCUUACCUGACUCCCCCAUGGACCUGGACACGCCGCAGCACACGCCGAUUCGGGACACCCCGCGGAGACGGACCAACCAAGCCGGGUCAUCUCAUAUGCGGGGUGCACUUUCGCUUCCGAGCGCCCUGGGCAUCAGCCACGUUGCACACCGCCAGCGCAUGACGGACAAGGACAUUGACCAGAUGUUGGAUCGUGAAGAUGAGAGCUUUGACAGUUCGGAUAACGAGGAGAUCCAGAUACCACCGCGUCAGAACCGGGCGAUUCGGGCGUGA
Geosmithia morbida is the source of this 1536-nucleotide messenger RNA. RefSeq names its product Whi5 like. The transcript has 2 exons. Bases 1 to 1536 code for a protein of 511 amino acids. The record is from RefSeq and is a predicted model, not a curated record. Gene Ontology annotation, molecular function: transcription coregulator activity. Gene Ontology annotation, cellular component: SBF transcription complex; cytoplasm. NCBI's taxonomy places the organism in Eukaryota, Fungi, Ascomycota, Sordariomycetes, Hypocreales, Bionectriaceae.